AAAUUCUUUACGAAUUAGCAUUCGGUUUAUACUUCCGUUUAAUUACUUCAGUCUGUUAUUCAUUAUAUAUAAAUAUGUCUGACGAUGAUUUUAUGCUUGAAGACGACGAUGAGGACUAUAAUUUCGAUUAUGAAGACGACGAACAAGAAGAACCUGACGUCGAUUUAGAGAAUAAAUAUUAUAACGCAAAAGCACGGAAGGAGGAUGAUCCUAAUGUUGCCAUUAAAGAAUUUCAGAGUGUGGUGGAUACUGAACAAGAGAAAGGUGAUUGGGGUUUUAAGGCUUUAAAACAAAUGGCAAAAUUAUCUUUUAAAGCGGGAAAUUAUGAAGCGACACUUAAAUAUUAUAAACAGCUUCUUUCUUAUACAAAGUCUGCUGUGACACGAAAUUAUAGUGAAAAAAGUAUAAAUAAUAUAUUGGAUUUUAUCUCAUCUUCUCAAGAUAUGGCCUUCAUGGAGGAAUUUUAUUCAACAACUUUAAAUGCAUUAGAAGAGGCUAAAAAUGAGAGAUUAUGGGUUAAAACCAAUUUGAAAUUAGCAAAACUUUGGCUUGAUCGAAAAGAAUAUACUCGUCUAAAUAAGAUUCUGCGUCAGCUUCAUACUUCUUGUCAAAAGGAUGAUGGAACUGAUGAUCAACGCAAGGGUACACACUUAUUGGAAAUUUUCGCUCUCGAAAUUCAAAUGUACACAGAAACCAAGAAUAAUAAAAAAUUGAAGGCAUUAUAUCAACAAUGUCUUCAUGUCAAAUCUGCUAUUCCACAUCCACGUAUAAUGGGAGUUAUUCGCGAAUGUGGGGGAAAAAUGCACAUGGGUGAAAAGGAAUGGGAUAAAGCCCAAACGGAUUUCUUUGAAUCUUUUAGAAAUUAUGAUGAAGCAGGAAGUCCUCAACGUAUACAAGUUCUAAAAUACCUUGUUUUAGCUAACAUGUUAACUGAAUCGCAAAUUAAUCCUUUCGAUUCCCAGGAAACUAAACCAUACAAAAAUGAUCCACAAAUUGUUGCUAUGACAAAUCUUGUCAGUGCAUAUCAGAGAAAAGAAAUUCGCGAAUUCGAAAAAAUUCUAAGAGAUAAUCGCGCGACUAUAAUGGAUGAUCUUUUCAUUCGUACAUAUAUUGAUGAUGUUCUUAAAAAUAUUCGAACACAAGUACUGCUUCGACUCAUUAAACCUUAUACACGAAUAGAGAUUCCAUUUGUAUCAAAGCAACUCAACAUACCAGCACAAGAUGUUGAAGAUUUGUUAGUUGGUCUUGUUCUUGAUAACAAAAUUGUUGGACGAAUUGAUCAAGUGAAUCAACGAUUAGAAUUAUACAGACAGUCAUCCGAUACUCAAAGAUAUAAUGCUGUUGGUAAAUGGUCAAAUAAUGUGUCUAAUCUAUACAAGACAUGUAUUAAUAGAGUCACAUAAUAAAGGUGGAUUUAAUGAUAAUAUAUUAAGUGAAUAAAUUUAAGUGAAUCUCAAACUUAUGAAUGUACCAUAUCGAAAUAUUUUAACGAAUGAAAAAUUUGAAUCAAAAUAAACAGAAUAAAAUCAAU
Messenger RNA from Rhizophagus irregularis DAOM 181602=DAOM 197198, 1531 nucleotides. Its product is annotated as COP9/signalosome complex subunit Csn2. Lineage: Eukaryota; Fungi; Glomeromycota; Glomeromycetes; Glomerales; Glomeraceae. Gene Ontology annotation, biological process: protein deneddylation. The record is from RefSeq and is a predicted model, not a curated record. Gene Ontology annotation, cellular component: COP9 signalosome.